Meloidogyne enterolobii is the source of this 899-nucleotide messenger RNA. Lineage: Eukaryota; Metazoa; Nematoda; Chromadorea; Rhabditida; Meloidogynidae. The record is from the annotation of a GenBank genome assembly.
GAUGAGUCAAGCAGAUGCGUGGAUUUUUCUAAGUAUUACUGCUGGCAUUCUUGUUGCUGUGCUCUUCAUUAUCUUCUGCACUAUAACCAGGGGUUCGAAUAAAAGAAAGGGACAUAUCGUUCGCACAGGACCGCCACCACAAACUGGUAGAUCUAUGCAUAGUGGCCCUCCAAGAAAUGUGUUUGCUGGUCCGCCGCAAUUACAAAGGCCGCCACCGAUCGUAGCACAUCCACCGAUGCCUGUUGGGCCGCCACCAAUUCAGCCUGUUCCUCCACCAAUGUAUCCUCCUCCGCAAAGUUUGCCUUCGGCACCACCGACACCUCCUCCUGCAUAUGUACCACCACCGCCUUUACCAGCUAAUAUGCUUCCUCCUCCACCAUCAUCUAAUGUUCCAGUUAAAGAACCUUCGCUGCCUCGAUUACUAAAUUUGAACACUCCAGCGAAAGGGACGUCUACCGAUUCGCAUCCACCUCCUAAUGUUGGGUGGGCUCCCACAAUAGGACUGGCAAAGGAUCCCUCAACUGCAUCGCCGAAUGCUGUCGUUCUUCAUCCGAUUGGACUUUCUAAAAAGAAAGAUACAGCAACAAGUACAACAACAAGUAGUACCGAUAGCUCUGAUUCGAGUGUUGGAACUACAGAACGAACUCAAGAAGAUGACGGUGGGAUUCUAACUGUGCCAAGGAAGAAGGAAAAGAGUCGUCGCAAGAAGCAUAAACGAAAGCGACAUUCGAAAUCAAAGAGGAAGAGAUCAAAAAGAAGCAAAAGGGGAAGGCGGUGAACCAUAAGAAUAAUUGGGGAGUAUAAUAAUAGAUAUUUGUGAUCUUCUGUGGUAUUCUCUGUAUUAAUGUUGAUGUAUUACGUUGUAUAAUUAUUGUAAUAUAUUUGUUUGGUGUAUUGUA